AUGUGGGCGAGCGUCGUCGUGCGGAGCCGGUCCAUCGGCAUCCCCGACGACGGCGCGCCCUUUCCCCCGACGGGCGCGCUCGCCGACGCGGUCCGCGGCGACGGGCCCAGGCCCCGGGGCUUCGCGCUCGUGCCCUUUCUAGAUUUCGCGAACCACGACGACGCGGAGGACAACGCGAAGCUCUGCCAGUUCGACGACGCGGCGGGCGGCGUCGGGCUCGUCGCGACGCGGCCCGUCGCGGAGGGCGACGAGAUCCGCUUCAACUACCGGCCCGACGAGCACCUCCGGGGCUUCUACCGGUCCUACGGCUUCGUGCCCGCCCGGCCGCCGCGCCAGAUCUACGACGUCGACGACGCCGACGACGCCGAGGCCGCGGACCGCCGCGUCGCCGCGCGGCGCUGGCCGCCGAAGGGCGCCGUCACCGUCCUGGACGUCGACGCGCGGCCGCCCGGCGUCGCCGCGGCGGCGCGGACCUGCGAGGACCGGGGGUCCCGCGUCGUCGUGCGCCGCGCGGACGCCGGCGGCGGCGGCGGCGACGACGCGGCCGCGCGCGCGCGCGCCGUCGCGCUCCUGGGGCUCGCCCUCCGCGCGGCGCGCCGCGAGCCCGGCGGCGGCGACGCCGCGGACGCGUACCGCGCCGCGUCCGCGGCGAUCCUCGAGGAGGCGCUCGCGGACCUCGUGCGGGUCGAGCGGGUGGGAAGAACGGCCUCUUCGGAAACCUCUCUCCGUCAACUCGACGGCGCCUGGUCGAAGGCGAUGGAGAAGGCCCAGGCACCCGGUGGCGCUUUGCAUUCCUAUUACAACAAUCCGACCGCUCGUCAGAAGCGUCGAAAGAUAGUCCAGACCGCAUUCUUGCAUCACAAAGCCGAGCGGCUCGCAUCCCCGUUCGCCGAUCUGAAGACGCCGACGACCGCGAUGAACGACCGCGCUCCUCUCCUCUUGUCGGAGGAGCAGUGGCCGAUCGCACUGGGCUCAGUGGCGCGACGCGACUCCUCUAAGACUGAAACCAUGACGCGCGUCGUGGGGCUUCAGCGUGAGAACGCGCGCGGCGCGGUCGAGUACGCCCCGGUGCCGGGCGGCGGGGCCCCGGGGCCCCCACCCGCGCACUGGUGGACCAAGUCCGAUCUCGAGCAGGCGUCGGUACUCCUCGGGAUGAAGCUGUCUCCCGUGCCCUCGCCGGCGCCGUCGCCGAAGCGGCGCAAAGUGGGCUUUCCCCCCGACGACCAGCCCGCCGCGGUGUCGCGGUCCGGCUCGUCGGAUUCCGCGGAGCUCCUCGCCGUCGACCUCGUCCCGCGGCGAUCCACGGCCCCGCCGAAGAAGACGAAAAAGGCCGAGGACCUCCCGAAGCCCCCGCACGGCUGCGGCGUCCGCGAGGCGACGCUCGCGGGGUUCGCGCGCGUGCCCGACGCGCCCGCGGGCCUCGUCGAGCGGUCCGCGCGCUUCGUCUCCGAGGUCGCGUGCAUGUUCCCGCCGGGCUCGACGAUCUUCUCGCUCUUCAAGCGCUUCCUGGCGGCCCCGCGGACCUGCGUCGACGACCGCAAGCGCGCCGUCAAGGAGAUCAUCCUCCUGCUCAACGAGACGCCGCAGCUCAUGAAGCUCUUCCUCGGGCUUUUGCCGCCGGAGUCGUACGCGGAGAGCGUGAGAUCUCACGACGUCCAGAGUCUGGUCAAGAUGGUGUGUGUGUGGCGACUUGUCCUGGCGACGUUCGCGUGCGUCGGGAAGUCCGAGGGGUUCUGUUGCUGGUGGUCUGCGACGGGGGACCCGUGCGACUGCUCGGAGACGUCGAAGGCCAGCAACCUCGCGACCUCUCUAGCGUGCGUCGACGGCGGAGGCUCGUGGUGCUCGGAGGACGGCGAGCAGUCCGCGCCGGAGGACGGCGAGCAGUCUGCAGAUGGCGGCGAGCAGUCCGCGCCGGAGGACGGCUCCUCCUCGUGCGCGUGCCGCUCGAUUAUGGCGGGGAUCACCGACGAGUGGUGCCAGCAGUCCGAUUGCGAUCCUGCAUUUGCCGCGCAGUGCUCUUCUGCGUGCCCGACGGCGCCAGGAGCGACGCCCGCGCCCACGGCCAAGCCCGUCGCGACCCCGGCUCCGACUCCUCCCGUCACGGCGCCGAACUGGGGCCGGGGCCGGGAUCGGCAAAGGGCAAGAACGGGGUCCACAAUGCGUGGUGGCACCAUCCUGUUGAGAGAUCAAAACUUGAACGGAUCGUGCGAACCUACGUUGAAUCUGCCAUCGGUCUCAAACAAAAUCAAAACUACGCAUGGGUCGGCUUUAAAGAAAUCCGAUUCAGAACUGACGACGAGUUGGACUAUAUUUUGUCUCUUUUUCCUUGCUCCAAAGUUAUCGUCAAUAUUCGUCGAGACGUCGUUCGACAACACGAAUCCGCGUUCAAAAGAUCAAGCCCCAUUUCGAAACUCAAAUCUCACAACGAUAUGCUCUUAAAAUGGAGCAAAAAACAUCGUAAUCACGUCUUCACGCUCGCUUUAGAAGACUUUAACCUUGACAACUUCAAUCGUCUGGCGGUUUGGCUCGGCUUUCCAAACUGUCAUUUCAAACAAAUCGCUCAUGCGAACCGCAACGGUGGGUAUGGAGUUGAUAAUCGUCACUUUGUGACUUGUUGAAAUACAAACCACACAUCAUAGAAUUCUACUCACUAUAAUUUACGGCGGAAGCGCUCCGGUCCCGCCGUCCCCCCGCCCUGAAGCGGCGUCGCAAAAUUAGAGCACCGUGACGGGCCCCGGCUCCGCCGCGCGCGGCGUCGCGGGCGCGAUGGGCGCGACGUCCCUCGCCGGCGGCGCGUCCGCGGCGUCGUCGGGCGGCGCCCAGAGCGCGAGGGGGUCGUUGAACGCGGCGAGCCAGGCGUACUUGUCCGCGGCGUUCUUGCAGCGGAGCUUG
Aureococcus anophagefferens is the source of this 2892-nucleotide messenger RNA. RefSeq lists its product as hypothetical. The record is from RefSeq and is a predicted model, not a curated record. The transcript is spliced from 5 exons. The coding region runs from base 1 to 2439 and encodes 812 amino acids. Lineage: Eukaryota; Pelagophyceae; Pelagomonadales; Pelagomonadaceae.